AUGGGAAGCCUUCAAACCGAUGCCCUAGACUUCGUCAACGCCGAUGGCUUCCAGGUCAACCCUCUCGACCCAGAGGAGUUUAGACGGCAGGGCCACAUGGUCAUCGACUAUCUGGCUGACUAUUAUCGAGAUAUCCACAAGUACCCCGUCCGAAGCCAGGUAAACCCAGGGUACCUCCGCAAGCGUCUUCCCAGUGCAGCUCCCAACGACCCCGAACCCAUCGAGGCCAUCCUCGGCGACAUCACCCACGACAUCCUCCCCGGCAUCACACACUGGAUGAGCCCCAACUAUUUUGCCUACUUCCCGGCGAGCGGCAGCACCGCCGGGUUCCUCGGCGAGAUGCUGAGCACCGGCUUCAACGUUGUGGGAUUCAAUUGGAUGUCCUCCCCUGCGGCCACCGAGCUUGAGAGUAUCGUCAUGGACUGGCUCGCUAACAUGCUCAAGCUCCCCGAGUGCUUCCUGUUUUCAGGCGGCGGCGGAGGGGUCCUCCAGGGCACCACCUGCGAGGCUAUCCUCUGCACGCUCACCGCCGCCCGCGACCGGGUCCUGAACCGCAUUGGUCGCGAGCAAAUUGGGAAGCUCGUCGUCUACGGAUCCGAUCAGACCCACUGCGCUCUCCAGAAGGCAGCUCAGAUUGCCGGGAUUUUCCCCGUCAACUUCCGCGCCGUGGCCACCACUCGGGAAGACGCCUUUGCCCUUAACCCCGCUGCACUCCGAGACGUCGUGGCGGCUGACGUUGCCCGGGGCCUCGUCCCGUUCUUCGUCUGCCCCACUAUCGGCACCACUUCGUCCACAGCCGUUGACCCCGUGAAGGGGAUCUGUGCUGUGGCGAAGGAAUACAACAUGUGGGUCCACAUCGACGCCGCCUACGCCGGGAGCGCAUGCAUCUGCCCUGAGUUUCGGCACGUCAUCGACGGUGUGGAGAUGGCGGACUCCUUCAGCUUCAACGCCCACAAAUGGUUCUUCAACAACCUCGACUGCUGUUGCCUAUGGGUGAAGGAGCCGUCGGCUCUGGUAAAGGCCCUGUCGACCAGCCCAGAGUACCUCCGCAACAAGGCCACCGAGUCGAAGCAGGUGGUCGACUACAAGGACUGGCAGAUCGCCCUCAGCCGACGCUUCCGCUCCCUGAAGCUCUGGCUGGUCCUGCGCAGCUACGGCGUCGCCAACCUCCGCAACUUCCUUCGUGGCCACGUCAAGAUGGCCAAGCACUUCGAAGGCCUGGUCGCGGCAGACGGAAGGUUCGAGGUAGUAGUCCCCAGGACAUUCGCCAUGGUCUGCUUCCGUCUCCUCCCACCGAAGCCGGAGGAGAGUGGGAAGGCAAACGAACUCAACCAGCGUCUGAUGGAGGCGGUGAACGCGUCGGGGCAGGCUUACAUGACCCACGCGGUGGUCGGCGGCGUUUACAUGAUCCGCUUCGCCGUGGGGGCGACGCUUACAGAGGAGCGGCACGUGACUAAGACCUGGCACCUGGUGCAAAAGCAAGCCGGCGAGGUCCUCGCCUCGAGGACGUAG
Molecule: messenger RNA, 1512 nt
Organism: Spirodela intermedia
Lineage: Eukaryota; Viridiplantae; Streptophyta; Magnoliopsida; Alismatales; Araceae
Source: the annotation of a GenBank genome assembly